CACGUAAAAGAGAGGAAUAUUAAAGAAAUCGUGCGUUAUACACACUGGUUGAAGAUUGCUGCACUGCACGGUUUUCUCUAUAUCAAAAAAAUAACUUUAGUGGUAUUCAACUCUGGAGGAUGAAUUGGGCAAAGUUUUCUGUCUUUGCUUGUUUCCUAGUCUCGAAUACUCUGGCUGAUGCUGGAGAGAUGCCUGACAAAGAGCCUCAUGCUCCCGAGGAACGUAGAGGAAAACCACCACCCGGAUGUUUACCUGGUCAGCCAGGAUGUAAUAAACCCGGAUGUUCCGAAGGACAAUGCUGUGGUACUCCAGGCGUUCCUGGUGUCCCAGGCGUACCUGGCCAGACCGGGAGAGACGGACGACCCGGUCGCCCUGGUGUGCCGGGCGCAAUUGGAGCGCCUGGUAAGAAAGGUCAUCCUGGUGAACCUGCCAUAUCAAACUGGAAACAAUGUACUUGGAGAGCUGGUGAUGGAAAAGACCACGGGCUUAUUCGUGAUUGUACGUUUGUUAAAAAACGAGACGACUCUUAUCUUCGCGUUUUCUACGCUGGAAAUCUUCGCAUCUACAACUGUAAUAAUUGUUGCAAGCGGUGGUUUUUCAAAUUUAAUGGCGCUGAAUGCAAUGUUCCUAUUGAAGGUGUUUAUUAUAUGUGGAAAGGAUUAAAAAGUCAAAAUAUUCAUCGCCAUCGUCAUAUUGAGGGUUAUUGUGGUAGAAUUCGCAAAGGUCAUGUUCGUGUUGGAUUUUGGGUUGGUAAUUGCCGCAGUUACGCAAAUGCUGACGCGUAUUCCGGCUGGAAUUCUGUCUCGCGUAUUGUGAUUGAAGAAGUACCACCUCCACAAAAGUAGACAUAAGGACAUACUCUCACACUAGUAUUUCACAUUAGUAACAUAUGACUUUAUCUGUCUCUCAAAAACAGCAAA
Molecule: messenger RNA, 920 nt
Organism: Dendronephthya gigantea
Lineage: Eukaryota; Metazoa; Cnidaria; Anthozoa; Malacalcyonacea; Nephtheidae
Product: collagen triple helix repeat-containing protein 1-like
Exons: 3
Coding region: 120-845 (241 amino acids)
Source: RefSeq, a predicted model, not a curated record